AUUAUCGGCGAUGCUCCAAUUCGAAUAACAUUUCUAUUUCGAAGCAAAUCAUCUCCCCUUCGCCUCCGAUCUCUCAAACGUUUGCAAUUUUUGUUAUUUUCUCGCUCUGUAUCUAUCGAUUCCAUCUAUAACUACAAAAUUGUAUACCUCUUUUUUUAUAUAGAUGCAAUUUUAUGUAAACAGAGGGAUGUGCUCAUAAAUAGAUUCCCUUUUUGGGAACUUCUGUAGAGGAAAGUUCGAAUUAGGGUUUCGAGUUUCUGAAAGGCUAGGGCUUUUUUGCGGCGUCUUGGGGGAUUGAAGGGUAUCAAAUUUUGGAUUCCAAUUAUUAUUAUUAUUAUUAAUUUUUUUUGUUGGUGAAAUAAAAUAUCGCUUCUUUUUAGUUUUCAAGGUUUGAACUUGGGUUGGAGUUUUCUGAAGCUUAGGGGUCUCUGGGAUAGUGAAGUGAAAUUAGUUAUGACUCGAAGUUCGAGGCACAAAUCCCAUAAACAAAGCAAACACAGUUCGAAGGAUUAUUCGGAUUCUGAAGAGGAUGUAAAGUUGAAGGAGAAAAGUAGCAGAGAUGAGAAUCCUGCCAGGGAUCAUCGGGGUUCAACCUCUGGAGAGAAGCGAAAAUUUUCAUCUGUGUUGAGAGAAGGGAAUGAUUGCAAAGAUCUGAGGAAUGGUGAGGCAUCAGAGGAGUAUGUUUUGUCAAAACUACGGAAAGAGAAGGCCAACGUUGGCAAGGCGAGAGCUGAUGUAAGUGUGGGUGUUGGCGAUGAUAGGUGGAGGGGUUAUGGUGAGGAUAAAGGAGAUACUGAUAGAAAUGUUAAAAAGGAAAUAAAUAAAGGGGAAAGUUUGAAAUUUGACUCGAAACUGAAGGAAAGUAACAGCAAAGGGGAAACUUUGAGAAUUGAGUCAAAGAUUAAAAGAAAAAGGUAUGAGAUUGGGAGUGGUGGUGAGAUUAAGGAGGAUAAUAUAGCAUCACUGGUGGUGGAGAAAGAGGAGAGUGAACGGAAAGGAGAGUCAAAAGGGAAGUCUGAGAGGGAUUCCUCAGGGCGGAAGGAAGUGAAGGAAUCCAAGGGGCGUGGGUCAGAGAAGGAGAAGAGGGUUGGUGAGGAGAGUAUGCGUGGGGAUGCUGAGGUUAAAUCCAUGGAGGUGUUUGGGCAUAAGCAAGGGUCACAGUUAGAAGAUUUUAGUGAGGAGACAAAGGCUAAACGAGGUCUAGAAAAUACUGAGUGUCCUUUACAAGAUGAGUUGAAGAAUCCCAGGUUCGAGAAGGAACUCGAGAAAAGGAUACGAAGGAGAAAAGAAGGUUCUGAUGUCAGAGAGGCACAUUACAAUGAUUUUAAAGAAAUUGAUGAGAGGCUCUUGCUAUCAAGAGGUGAUCCUGCCAAAGAUGUAAAAUACAGAGAAGAUAGGCACAGGGAUGGAGGUAACAAGGACAAGUAUCAGAAAGAUGGCCAAAAAGAUGGUAGGCACCGGGACGACAAGUACCUGGAUGAUGCCGACAAGUACGGCAAAUUUCGGGAUGGUAAGUAUCGGGAAGAUGGUGGCAGAGAUGCCAGACAUAGAGAUGAGAGACGUCGAGAGGAUGGCAGUAGAGACUGCAGACACGGGGAUGAAAAUUUUCGGGACGAUGGGGGGAAAGAUAACAAGCAGAAAGAUGACGAGUAUUGGGAAGGCAGUGCAAGAGACAUUCAGAACAAGGAUGAUAAGUAUGCCAAAGAUGGCGAGAGGGGUAAUAGACGUAGAGAUGAUCGAUACCAUGGAGAUAUUGACAAAUAUGGUCGGCACAAUGAUGAAAGGUUUCAUGAAGAUGGUGACAAAGAUGACAGACAAAGGGGUGAUUAUAGAGAAGAUGGUGAUAGAGAUGGUAGAUACAAGGAAGAUAAGCAUCGGGAACAUAUUGAAAGAGACAGUCGGCAUAAGGAUAGUAGGCGAGGAGAUGAUUUUGGUAGAGAGGAUAGACUGAAAGAGGUUAAGCAUAGGGAUGAACGUGCCUCAAGAGACUUCUCUGCUGACAAGUCUGACCCCAAACACUCUAGGGAUGAUGGUUAUGGUGAGGAUCGUCGCUCCAGGAAAUUAAAAGCAUAUGAUUAUAGUCCAAAACUGGGUGGUCAAAAUGCCAGGUAUAAAGAUGACCAGGGUAGGAGAAAAACUAAGGAAAAAAGGGAUUAUGAUGACAAUAGAUCUCAAAGUACCAAGGUUAAAGAGUUCGAAUCAGAGAAGAAUUCUGCCAGCAGUGUGAGAAUGGGCAUAGUUACUGAGAUGGAAAGGUCUAUAUCUAAGAAUGCUGAUGUAGAACUUACAUCUAAUCAUAUCAGACGUCACAGUUCUCCUAGCUCAAGUUCUCAUGGUACAAGGGAUCCCUACAGGCUCCCAAAACAAGAAGACUCCAAGUAUCAUGCUUAUGACGAGAGAGUUCAGUACAGCAGAGAUUAUUCUAGUGCUGCAGGAGGAGCUUCUAAGGCAACCCCAUCUAGAUCGAUGGAGAAACUUGAUAUUAAAGAAGACAGCCAGUUCGGAGAAUUGUCAGCCAAAAGGCGUCUGAAAUCGGACAUUCGCUCAUCUCCCUCACAGCUAGUGGAUAAAUCCCCAGCAUCGAGCACUGAUUGGAAAUACUUUGCUAGAUCUGAUGUAAGGCAGAGUCUUGAUGUUGAAGAAUCAGCACAGCGGAGUGGUGCUCUGCUAGAUGCAAAGGGGUACUCUGGUAAGGAAGGCAGGGGAAGACGUGAGUUAGUCAUGGACAUAGUUCCUGGAGAUGAACUUUCACAGGCUGAUGCAGAUAAUCUAUCUGUUUCUUCACCUUUUACGAGAAAUACACAUUUAUCUAACAGUUUUAAGUCAAUGCAACCACCUCCUCUCUUCAGGACAGGGUUGGAGAGCCCUUUAUUGUUAGGAUCUGCUGAAGACAACAGCAGAAGUAUGUCAAAUAGCCAUAAUAGGAGAAUUGGCAAUCCCAACAUGGGAAGAGUUCAAGGAAAUGAUUUGCGAGGUGUACCAAAUUGGCCUUCCCCUUUGGUAAAUGGUUUCAUGCCUUUUCCUCACGGUCCACCUUUUCAUUCAGUGAUGCAGCAGUUUCAUGGUCCACCAAUCUUUGGUAUUAGAUCAUCUAUGGAGUUAAACCAUCCCUCUCCUUACCAUAUGCCUGAUGCUGACAGGUUUACUGGCCCUGGGCGUCCUAUGGGAUGGCGCAAUCCUGUGGAUGAUUCGUGCCCACCUCCACUGUAUGGUUGGGAUUCAAGCAGUGCUGUCUAUGGUGAGGAUUCUCAAAUUUAUGGAAGGCCAGAUUGGGACCAUUCUAGGAGCCUGCCCGGUAGUAGAGGCUGGGAGACCAGGGGAGAUUUGUGGAAGGGACCAUAUAAAACUGCAAGCAUUGAUAUGGCGUCUUCUGAUAAAGAGAAUGGCUUCUCUCAAAUUGCAGAUGAACCUUUGGUUGAUCAGUCAAUUCAACAGGCUAAAAGCACGAGGGUACUCUAUUCCAUCGGAUGGAAUGCGAGGACUGCCCGACAAGCUGAAAUAGCUUUCUCGGGAGCCUUUGGAGGGGGUCGGGUUAAUCCCAUGAUACAUCCAUGUACUGAGUAUUCAAAUGUGGAAUAA
Molecule: messenger RNA, 3579 nt
Organism: Olea europaea var. sylvestris
Lineage: Eukaryota; Viridiplantae; Streptophyta; Magnoliopsida; Lamiales; Oleaceae
Product: zinc finger CCCH domain-containing protein 13-like
Exons: 4
Coding region: 454-3579 (1041 amino acids)
Source: RefSeq, a predicted model, not a curated record